GAUUUUUUAAUUUAUAAUUCUAAUUUAAUAUAUCGUAAAAUUAUUCGUCCAUAUAAACUUUAUUAAAGAUCGUUACUGUUAGCCAGAUCACUGGAACUCACAUUUGUGGCAUGUACAUUAUUUUGAAUCACCUACACAUUUGAGUUUUUCGCCCAUAAAUAAAGUUAAAAUUAUGCAAUAGCAAAUAUUUUGUAAAAUAGUAUCAAAAUGAUCACCAAAAUUGUAAAUAAAAGGAAUCUCCCGUUUCUAAGGGGUAGAAUCCAUGUACUAAAUAUUAUAUCAUUACCCAUUCUCGCAGUAUCCGUGGUUAAAAAUCACGAUGAAACACAAAUUAUAGCGGCGUAUUUCAUAUUCUUUGCCUGUUGUUUAUUUAAUCUUUUCGCCAGUUCAAUCCUACAUUUAAAGGAGUGGGAUAGUACAAGGGAUUCCUUGUUUAAAAGGCUAGACUAUGCAGGGAUUUUUCUAGUGAUAGGAAGCUCUGCGUUCCCAGCAAUUCUGUACUAUAUUAAAAACGAUUCGAUUUUGUUAUUUAUAUCAUUAAUCCACUGGAUUGUCAUAUUUGGAGGUGUUUUUGGAGCGUUGCUAUUUAAUUUUAUCAACACAUCAAAGUCCUUUCGAUCGAUUAUAUACCCAUUUUUCGGAGCUCCAUAUGUUUAUCUGGCGUACAAAUUUAUAGUAAAUGGAAAAUACUAUUCCGCCUUAAUGGGAUUCUUUACAGCAUUUUUUUAUAUAACAGGAGCAGUUUUCUACGCUAAAGAAAGCCCAAACCUUGUUCCUGGCAUUUUUGAAUUUCAUGAACUGUUUCAUGUUUUCUGCUGGUUUGCAUUUAUGGCAUCGUUCUUUCUUAAUUUUCAAUUAACGAAGUUAAAGCCGUGA
This is a messenger RNA of Theileria parva strain Muguga, 876 nucleotides long. RefSeq names its product hemolysin-III related family protein. Gene Ontology annotation, cellular component: membrane. Gene Ontology annotation, molecular function: signaling receptor activity. NCBI's taxonomy places the organism in Eukaryota, Apicomplexa, Aconoidasida, Piroplasmida, Theileriidae. The transcript has 3 exons. The record is from RefSeq and is a predicted model, not a curated record. The coding region runs from base 208 to 876 and encodes 222 amino acids.